This is a messenger RNA of Cyphellophora attinorum, 894 nucleotides long. RefSeq lists its product as uncharacterized. The record is from RefSeq and is a predicted model, not a curated record. The coding region runs from base 1 to 894 and encodes 297 amino acids. Gene Ontology annotation, molecular function: transmembrane transporter activity. NCBI's taxonomy places the organism in Eukaryota, Fungi, Ascomycota, Eurotiomycetes, Chaetothyriales, Cyphellophoraceae. Gene Ontology annotation, cellular component: membrane. The transcript has a single exon. Gene Ontology annotation, biological process: transmembrane transport.
AUGACUGUACUGAACCUGGUGUUCGUCUGCAUAAUGUGCGACAUCACAUCGAAAGAGGCUCUAGCCACGAGCCUCUUCCGCAUCUCCGCUGUAGGCCAGUUCUGCAAAGUCCUCGGCCCUUUGAUCUCCGGUUCCCUGAUGCAAUUCAACGCUUGGUGGGCGUUCAUCACGGGACUUGGCGGACUCGUGCUUCUGAUCGCGGCCUCCUGGUCUGUACCAGAAACCCUGUCUAAACCCACGUUGGAUGACAGGCCAAUAUCCGACCUUGACGCCAACCCGACCUCAAGCAAACGCUCUAUCCUGCAGCACAUAAAAGACGGGUUCGCCUCACUGAGCAUAGUCUGGUCCUCGCGCCAGCUAAUCAUUCUGGUCCUUAUCACGCCCUUGACUGCUUUCGGUGCCGUCCUCGGCGACGUCCUCCAACAAUAUAUCUCCCUACGCUACAACUGGACGCUCGCCAACGCCGCCUUCCUAUUCUCAUUGCAAGGUAUCGCCGCGACCAUCUCGCUCUUCCUGCUCCUCCCGCUCUUCACCAAAUACCUUACCAAGCGCCUCUCUACCCCAUCGAACACCACCACCGAUACCACUAUCGCCACUCAACCACUGCCCUCCGACUAUACCACAACACAACCGAACCCCACGCCACCAACGCCACCCACCCCGCCCUCUCCAACCCACCUCAAUGCCAGAAUCUCCGGCCUCUCCCUUCUCGUCCUCAGCCUGUCCUACACGGCCCAAGCCUCUCACCCACCCCAGUCUUACUCCUACUCGCCCUCGCCUUUGAGACACUGGGAAUGGGUUGCGCCGCCAGCCUACAAGCGCUCGCCGCUUCCCUCGUCAACCCGAAGGACAACGGUCGCGUAUUCAGCGUCCUCACUGUCGCGGGAGUGCUGA